CCUUUUACCCUGGCUGCGAGCAAAGUGUCUUCAUGAGCGCAGAGGAUGUCCGGGAAGCAUUACAAGGGGCCUGAAGUCAGUUGUUGCAUCAAAUACUUCAUAUUUGGCUUCAAUGUCAUUUUCUGGUUCCUUGGCAUAGCAUUUCUUGGGAUUGGAUUGUGGGCAUGGAAUGAAAAGGGAGUGCUGUCCAAUAUCUCCUCCAUCACGGACCUGGGAGGCUUUGAUCCCGUUUGGCUCUUCCUGGUGGUGGGAGGAGUUAUGUUCAUUCUGGGAUUUGCAGGAUGCAUUGGAGCCUUGCGAGAAAAUACCUUUCUGCUCAAGUUCUUUUCAGUGUUCCUUGGAAUUAUUUUCUUCCUGGAGCUCACUGCUGGUGUGCUAGCAUUUGUUUUCAAAGACUGGAUCAAGGACCAACUGUAUUUCUUUAUAAACAACAACAUCAGAGCUUACCGAGAUGACAUUGAUUUGCAAAACCUCAUAGACUUUACACAGGAAUAUUGGCAGUGCUGCGGGGCUUUCGGGGCUGAUGACUGGAACCUCAACAUUUACUUCAACUGCACCGAUUCCAAUGCAAGCCGAGAGCGCUGUGGGGUGCCCUUCUCUUGCUGCACUAAGGACCCUGCCGAAGAUGUUAUUAACACUCAGUGCGGCUACGAUGCAAGGCAGAAACCAGAAGUCGAUCAGCAGAUUGUUAUCUACACGAAAGGCUGCGUCCCACAGUUUGAGAAGUGGCUGCAGGACAAUCUUACCAUAGUUGCUGGUAUAUUCAUUGGGAUAGCUCUACUGCAGAUAUUUGGGAUAUGCUUAGCCCAGAAUUUGGUUAGUGACAUUGAGGCUGUCAGAGCCAGCUGGUAAAACUGCUGAAAUAACCACACAAGACACUGGACAACCGAAACCCUCUGAAACCUCCAGUGUGUCGCUCCGACACCAAGCUGUAUGGACAUGGGUGACAGGGAAGUCUUCUCUCCCAAGUAGUCUCAACUCUUAAGUUCCUGAUAUUGCGGUGAACUCGUGUUUCUUUGGUGGGGCGGGGGAGAGAAGAGUGGGCUGUCUUAAAAUCUGCUGCUCACUGACGACUUUCUUCGCUUCAAACCACCGUUUUGAAAGCUGUUGAGCCGUGAAUCUCUACUGUAUUCUUGAUCCUGAGUAACAUGUGGACACUUUUUAAAAUUGGUGUAUUCAGUGGGACAGAGUUACAUUGUAGUUUGUGGAUAUGCUGUUUAUUCUGUGUGUCAUGAGCUCCUGAUAGCUGCCAAAUAUUCCUGAGAUGGUCUCGCUCUUCACCACUUUGUAAAGGAACAGUCUUGUUUUCACAACUAAAGAGAGCUCCUGGCCUAAACCCAUUAAGCAGAAAGCAACUUUCUAUGCACCUAUUGUACAAUAAAUGAAAUUGUUUUUAAAACAAGGGAAAACUUUUUUUACACAGGCUUCCAACCAUCUCUCCAUAGUGCUUUGAGGUUGGAAUCAGCAGACUCGCAGGGAGAAUUGCCUAAUUUUAUCAGCAUCUUUCUUCCUUUCUCCACCCUUGUACUGAAGGGAAAGAAGUUUUAUAUUUGACAAGCAAGGGUUGCAGAGCCUCUGGUUGCUGCCAUGCUGUAGGCAUCAGCCUCUGAAGG
Molecule: messenger RNA, 1613 nt
Organism: Tinamus guttatus (white-throated tinamou)
Lineage: Eukaryota; Metazoa; Chordata; Aves; Tinamiformes; Tinamidae
Gene: TSPAN5
Product: tetraspanin 5
Cellular component (GO): plasma membrane
Source: RefSeq, a predicted model, not a curated record